AUGGUACUUCAGUUGUUAUAUGGCUUCGUGGUGGUGGCAGUCAUAGUUUUUAUCUAUGCCAUCCUCAACGACCGGAAACUUGCCCAGUUGCCGCCGGAGGCGAAGGUCUUCUCACCUUUUAGGUUGACAGCUGAAGGUGUGCUGGAUGCAUUCAAGCAACACCGAGAGGAACCUGUUCAUAUUGACCAUCUUCUGCCUCCGAAAACCGGUCGUCGGUACAUUGUGGUCGGUGGGGCGGGCUUUCUGGGAGGUUGGAUUGUUCUUCAACUCCUGCAGCGGGGAGAAGAUCCUAAGAGAAUCCGAGUAUUGGACAUCCGACUACCCACACGGCCUGAUUUGUGCACAGGCAGAGCUCAGCACGUCACCUUCCUCAGGGUGGAUAUUUCCGACGCAAAAGCUGUUUCAGAUGCUUUUCGGGCACCAUGGCCUGAGGACGGUAUUGACAAUGAGGAAAUAACUGUCUUCCAUUCUGCAGCCAACAUCCGCUUCUUCGAGCGGCUUCCUGCGCUUUUCUCCCGCUCAACGGAUAUUAACCACGAGGGUACCAAGAAUAUUAUCGCAUCUUCAAAGGAUAUCGGUGCCAGUGUCCUAGUCUACACCUCCUCAGGAGCUACUGCGGUCAGGCGGACACGCUUUUGGCUGUGGCCAUGGGAGACCCGUCCUCAGUUUUUUGUACAAGUCCUCAAUGAUGAUGACAAUCUUGUUCCAAAGCGGCACGAGCACUUUUUCUCCAACUACGCUGCUUCCAAGAGGUUGGGCGAACUAGCGGUUCGGGCGGCGGACAACUCACAGUCAGGACGAUCUCGUACAUUGAGAACUGGUUGCAUCCGGCCUGGAAACGGGGUUUUCGGUCCUGGAGGUGACAUUCUGUGCGGUGCAUACCUCGUUCGGCAGCACAAUCCCACAUGGGUCGGAAAUAUCCUACAAUCCUUCGUUUACGUGGAGAAUUGCGCACUGGCACACCUAUGCUAUGAGCAACGACUGGUCGAACUGGAGAAAGGAGCAGCGAACCCAGAUAUUGGAGGUCAAGCAUUUACAAUCACGGAUGCAGGGCCACCGCGUACUUUUGGGGACGUAUAUCUCGCAAUCUCAACGCUGGACAGUGAAUGCGACUUCCCAAACUAUUCCUUCACUUUUAUGCUUUCCCUUGCACAUAUCAUCGAGGCACUUUAUGUUUCGAAAGCCUUGCUUUCGAUGUCAGGCUCUGUCUUCGCUCGUGCAAUCGCUAGAAUGAUACCGCCGAUCGGCGGUGAUCUUGUCAUCCUCCAACCGUCUAUGUUUGCACUCAUUGCCGUGCAUCUAAUUUUUGAUGACACGAGAGCGCGACUUUCGCCUUCCGAAGGCGGGCUGGGUUAUUAUGGACCAUACACAACUCUACAGGGUAUAUGUAAGACGGUGGAAGCUCAUUUUAAGGCCGGUAAGGCUGGCGAAGAGAGAUCGCUGGCGGGAGGCGUUGGUUUAAACUUCAAGUCUUGGAGAAUGCCAAGGGGCGUACGCAAGUUGCAGAGGUCGGUCAAGGAACAUCAGCAACCAAAAGCCCACCACCCGGCUCAAUUGAUAGGUGAUGCCGAAGCUGCGAGUUUGGUGUUGACUGGUUGAUUCUAGAGGGAGAGUUACCCGUUUGUUUUGUUGCGGCGUAAGAGGGUUCGGGCCAGGUGCAGGCGGAGCUUGCUAACCAUACCAGCAUUGGGGCCUGAAUCACAAUAAUUUGUUAGUAAUCCUCCAGAUGCUCUUCUCGGAUUAAGUACCCUGUUUCAAACCUUGUUAGAGAAGUCUGAUGCGA
Molecule: messenger RNA, 1783 nt
Organism: Pisolithus orientalis
Lineage: Eukaryota; Fungi; Basidiomycota; Agaricomycetes; Boletales; Pisolithaceae
Product: 3-beta hydroxysteroid dehydrogenase/isomerase family-domain-containing protein
Exons: 3
Coding region: 1-1599 (532 amino acids)
Biological process (GO): ergosterol biosynthetic process
Cellular component (GO): endoplasmic reticulum
Molecular function (GO): 3-beta-hydroxysteroid dehydrogenase [NAD(P)+]/C4-decarboxylase activity; 3-beta-hydroxy-Delta5-steroid dehydrogenase (NAD+) activity
Source: RefSeq, a predicted model, not a curated record